AUAUAAAUGAUAAAAAUUAUAUAUAUAUGUUAGAAUCUUAAAUGUCGAUUAUAUAAUCACUCAUGAACAAAUGAUUAUGCCUCUGACAUGUUCAUGUAUGAGUUUCUGUUUACAAUAGCUACUGGUUAAGUCUAAUAUGUCAACUUUCACUUGUACAUGCGUGAAAGAGAGUAAACAAUUUGCUCGUGUGUCUUUUAUAAACACACUGUUUCUAAAACGAUUGAAAUACCGUACUUCUGCAAAGUCCGUGAAGCAAUUAUAUCAAACACUUGGAGUAAAUGAAGAUUGUGAAGAUGAAACACUUAGACUUGCCUUUAUACAUCUUGCUAAACAAUUUCAUCCAGACAGUGGAGCACCAGAAGCUGAUGCAAUUAGAUUUGCCGAAGUUGAAAAUGCCUAUAGAGAAAUACGAAAGCUACGUAAUGAUAUGAAAGAAAGUAAUUCUCAAUUAUUACCAGAGGUUGAAGAAUUCGAUAUUAAGCAUACAGCACCACAACAUCGUCAUUAUCUAAACUAUGAUGUUGGAAUAGGAACGCCAAGUAAAAGACAAAAAUUAUACACUAUUGAAAGAGCACAAAAAGCUGUUGAAAAUAUUAUGGAACACAGAUUGCAAAAAUUACAAGCAGAAGAACGUAAUACAUUAAUUGGGAUGGAUAAAAAACGUGCUCAAGAUAUCAAGACACGUUAUGGUAUGGAUCGGUUGGUAGAAGAUUUGAUUCAAGAGGCAAUGAAUAAAGGUGAAUUUAGUGAUCUUCCUGGCAUGGGUAAACCUUUAAAAAAUAAUAUCAGUAGAGAAAAUCCAUACGUUGAUUUCACUACGCAUAAAUUAAAUCAGGUAUUAAUAGAAAAUGGAUUUACUCCAGAAUGGAUACAACUGUCAAAGGAAAUCAGAGAAGAAACCAAAGAAUUAAAUAAAUUAUUAACAGAAGCUCGCAAUAAAUUAAGUUUAACUCCAUUAAAUUUUGAAGAAACAGAAAGUUGGAAUAAUACUAUAGAAAAUUUAAAACCUUUAAUUAAAAAAUUAAACAAUAAAAUUGAUAAAUAUAAUUUACUAGUACCUAUACUCCAGAAACAAAUGGUUCAUGUUAAUUUAGAAACUCUUGCAGAACAGGCAUUAUUGAAAGAACCAGUUCAAUCAACAACAAAAUCAGUAAAAAAACAUACAAAUGAUACUUAUAAUUACAACAAUAAUUUCGACAUUUUUAGUUUGAUUGAAACAAUAUUCAAAAAGAAAGUUACUUAAAGAUAAAGUAGAUAAUAAACUAGAUAACGUUAAUGUUUAUUAAAAAUCUAAAAUAAAUAGUUAAUGCAUUAUUUUAUUUAUUGACUAGAAGAAGA
This is a messenger RNA of Polistes dominula (European paper wasp), 1338 nucleotides long. RefSeq names its product dnaJ homolog subfamily C member 28. Lineage: Eukaryota; Metazoa; Arthropoda; Insecta; Hymenoptera; Vespidae. The record is from RefSeq and is a predicted model, not a curated record.